This is a messenger RNA of Umbelopsis ramanniana AG, 1726 nucleotides long. RefSeq lists its product as uncharacterized. NCBI's taxonomy places the organism in Eukaryota, Fungi, Mucoromycota, Umbelopsidomycetes, Umbelopsidales, Umbelopsidaceae. The record is from RefSeq and is a predicted model, not a curated record. The coding region runs from base 1 to 1638 and encodes 545 amino acids. Gene Ontology annotation, molecular function: UDP-glycosyltransferase activity. The transcript has 3 exons.
AUGAAAUUGUUGGCGGUAAUAUGCUCAUCGGCAGCAACCGAAGUCUUCAUACGAAAACCCAGCUUUUGGUUAGCAAAGAAUAUUUUCAUCUCCGUGAUGAUACCCGAUAUAUCGUCCCACACCACUUGGGUGCUGGAAAUUGGACAGGAGCUAGCUUCACGAGGCCAUAACGUUACCUUUCUUUGCACGACUGGAAGUGAAAAGUAUCUACGAGACUACCCUAAUAUCAACCUCUUGACAAUGGGUGAAUCGCCUCUGGUCAUUAAUCGAACGCAAGCUGCAGAACUGCAAGAAGAUUCGUCAGAGAUGUUCAAGUUUCAGAAAUGGUUUUUUAGGACGCUCAAUAGCAAUUUACGGUCAGAGUUUAAGCAGUACUCUGAAUAUAUUGCAAAAUACAAACCAGAUGUCUUUCUGUGUGACCAUUUUGCAGAUAGCUGCAUGCGCGCUGCUGAAGAGCAUGAAAUUCCAUUCAUUGCCACUUCCACCACGGCCAGAGGCCCUGUAAGAGUCAAAGACGCAGACGCACCUUUCCUCAACGACCUCAUGCUAGGAGAACCCACCACGGAGUAUCAAUCGAUAUGGUUGAGAUUUCUCAACCGAUACAUCCUAGAGAAUGUUAUCCAGGGUAUGGCCUCGUCUCUAUUGAACGAAAAUACUCCUGUGCGCAAAGACCUGGGACUCAAGUCAGCCAAAUAUGUCUUCUCUCGCAAGAUGGACGAUUCUGUCAAGCUGAUCAACAACUUCUUUGGCUUGGAGCCGGCAAGACCUCUUGGCCCUUUGGUACGUUUUAUUGGUCCCAUCAUGGCUUCCAGCUACCCAUCGUUGGACGACACUACGGCUGCAUUUCUAGAAUCUCAUCAAAAAGUAGCUUAUGUGUCUUUUGGUCACCACGCAUCACCAGUGGUAAUGGACAUCACAAAAGUGCUAAUAGCACUAUUCGACUCCGUAGAAUCCGGCGUCCUUGACGGCUUUAUGUGGGCCAGCGUUAGUCUUCCUACCUUCCCUGGGCAUAUAGUCAGCUCAAGUGGUGCAAUAUAUAAUGUGACAGAUAUGAUCCAAAACGGUGCAAAAUAUGAACACUACAGGUUUACAACGUGGGCCGCUCAAUUCGCCAUCUUAGCGCAUCCUUCCACUGCGCUGUUCCUGACACACGGUGGUGCCAACUCCAUCUUUGAAAGUCUCUAUUCCGGCACCAAGAUGCUGGUUCACCCCUUUUUCACCGAUCAGCCACAAAAUGCAAGGAUGCUUCAGUUGGCUGGAGCAGCGCUUACUUAUAAUCGAAAAACCACCAAGGCAACGGAAAUAGCAGAUCUACUUCGCAGAGUUGUUGAAGAUGACGAUCAUAUGUUUCAAAAGAACGUCAGCCGGCUGUCGGCUAUAGUGCAGUUGAGAGCUGCGGAUGCCAUUCGGAACGGCGCGGCGGUGGUGGAAGAAGUUUUAUUUUCAUCCGAUGAAGACGACCUACCUCAUCUUUACGUGGCAUCACGCAAUAUGAACUACCUCAAGGCCAACAACAUUGACAUAACGCUUCUUCUUGUCGCCAUCGUCGGUGGCAUCAUGGCUAGCAUCUUCAUAAUAGUCAAGCAAUUAAUCACUUACCUUAUUGCUUGCAGUAAUGCCAAGACCAAGCUGGAGUAGUCAGAGAACGUUGAACCAUGGUCGCCUCUUAUGUUAACAACCAUUUCCAGAAUUUUGUUUGUCAUCGGUUUCCUAUGCGCUACAAAUA